Messenger RNA from Juglans regia (Persian walnut), 800 nucleotides. Its product is annotated as trafficking protein particle complex subunit 2-like. Gene Ontology annotation, biological process: endoplasmic reticulum to Golgi vesicle-mediated transport. The record is from RefSeq and is a predicted model, not a curated record. The transcript has 6 exons. Gene Ontology annotation, cellular component: nucleus; TRAPP complex; cytoplasm. Bases 112 to 519 code for a protein of 135 amino acids. Lineage: Eukaryota; Viridiplantae; Streptophyta; Magnoliopsida; Fagales; Juglandaceae.
ACCAGAAGUGCCAUCGGCAAGCUUUCGCUCGCUAUUCUCAUCUUCGAAGUAGAGGAAUUGGCUGAUAUUGUUCAAUUCAUUCAGCAGAACCUGCCUUUGAAUCAGGUACUAAUGGCAACCACGGCUUGUUUUAUCAUUGUGAGCAGGAAUGAUAUCCCUAUAUAUGAAGCCGAAGUCGGAUCAGCUACAAAAAGAGAAGAUGCUGCUCAGCUGCAUCAGUUCAUAUUACAUGCAGCUUUGGAUAUUGUUCAGGACCUUGCAUGGACUACAAGUGCCAUGUUUUUGAAAGCAAUCGACAGAUUUAAUGAUUUGGUGGUUUCAGUAUAUGUUACUGCUGGUCAUACACGAUUUAUGCUGCUUCAUGACUCCCGUAAUGAUGAUGGAAUUAAGAGCUUUUUCCAAGAGGUUCAUGAGCUUUAUAUAAAGAUUCUUCUCAAUCCCCUGUAUUUGCCCGGUUCUCGCAUCACGUCAUCACACUUUGAUACGAAAGUUCGUGGCCUUGCACGAAAAUAUCUGUAGAUCAGGUCUGGACUCAUUCUGACAAACUCAAAGUGCAUGGGAGAUUUUAGUAAGGGUUGCUUGCAAGUUUUUAAAUAAAAGCUUAGAGUUGAAAUAUCCCCUACUUCUGAUCCGAUCUGGGAUAAUCUCCAACCUUUUAUUUUCUUUUAAUGAUUUCAUAAUUGUGAGGGAAGUGUUGUUUGCGGUGGCAUUCAUAUCAGGUAAUGAAUUAGUUGCCUGCUGACAUAUGACCAGUUCAGUUGGAACACAUUAGCCUCAAUAUUUUGUAUCUAUUUUUAACU